UUCUUCGGCCUUGAAACUACCCGCAAGGUUGAAAUAUUUCGCGAUGGAUACUUCUGUCAACUCUGACUAUGGUGGAAUACCAAGUGAGAAUACGAUUGAAAUACCACUCAGAGGAGGAGAUGAAGUUAUCGAGCUGGAUACAGAUCAGUUGCCUGAUGGUGAAGAAGUGUUAAACAUACUGAAUCAAGAAAAAGCGCCUCUACAAAUUUGGAUUAAUGUUGCUGUUGCCUAUUACCGGAAGAAAUUAUACAGUGACUUUGAAAAAGUUCUUGAAGAAGCCUAUCGAAAUGCAUCUGAACUUCAGCCAUAUAAUGAUAGUGACUUAGUUCGGUUAUUGGAUAUGCUGGCGAAUUAUUAUGGUCGAAAAGCUUACAAAGAGAAGAGUAAAGAAAAAAAGAAUCAGUUAAUCGCUCAAGCAACUAGACUAUUCACUUCAGCAGACAGAAUUGAUAUGUACGAUCAAAAGCAUUUACUUGGACGAGCAUUUUUCUUCAUAUACGAAGGCGAGAAUUGGAGUCAAGCAGAUAGUCAAUUGAAUUUUGUACUGAAUCAAGGUUCACCAAGUGUACCAGCUUAUUUAGGCAAAGCGUGUAUUGCUUUUAAUAAGAAAGAAUAUAGAAAUGCUUUGGGAUUUUAUCGUAAAGCUUUACGUCUACAACCAAAUUGUCCAGCUUCUGUACGACUUGGAAUGGGUCAUUGUUUCUUUAAGCUAGGGAAUAUGGAGAAGGCACGGCUAGCAUUUCAACGAGCAUUAGACUUGGAUCCAGAAUGUGUUGGUGCUUUAGUUGGACUUGCUGUAUUAGAUCUUAAUGAAAAAACUCAAGAGUCAAUAAAACAAGGUGUACAAAAAUUAUCCCAAGCGUAUAAUCUUGAUCCAACUAAUCCCAUGGUAUUGAAUCAUUUAGCAGAUCAUUUUUUUUAUAAAAAAGAAUAUACAAAAGUGCAUAGAUUAGCAUUGCAUGCAUUUUAUAAUACAGAAAAUGAAUCGAUGCGUAGUGAAAGUUGUUAUCAAAUGGCAAGAGCAUUUCAUAUGCAAAAAAAUUAUGAUAAUGCAUUUCAAUAUUACUAUUUAGCUACACAACUUGCAUCACCAACAUUUAUUUUACCAUUUUAUGGUCUUGGACAAAUGUAUUUACAUAGAAAUGAUUUAGAACAUGCUGCUAUGUCAUUUGAACGUGUAUUAAAAGAUAAUCCUAAUAAUUAUGAAACAUUAAAAAUACUUGGCAGUUUGUAUGCUCAAUCAAAUAAACCUGACAAGCGAACACAAUCCAAACAAUUAUUUAAACAAGUAACUGAAAGUCAACCGGAAGAUGUAGAAGCAUGGAUUGAAUAUGCUCAACUCUUGGAAAAUAAUAUACCUGAAGCAUUAGAAGCUUAUUCAAAAGCAUUGUCUAUUUUAGAAAAUAUUCAAUUAGAUAUUGCUCCAGAAAUAUUAAAUAAUAUUGCUACUCUUUAUUAUAUGAAAGGGGAAUAUGAUAAAUCUUCUGAAUUCUUUCAACGUGCCUAUGAUCGUAUACUUGAAGAACAAAGAAGUGAAGAGAAUGAAAUUGGUGAUGUCAGUGGAACAUCGAAUGAGGAAUAUUAUCAUGGAUUGGGUAUAACUGUGCGUUAUAAUCAAGCAAGACUACAUGAAGCACAAGGUCGUUGUGAUUUAGCUGAAGAAAUCUACAAAAGUAUUCUACUUCGACAUCCAAGCUAUAUUGAAUGUUAUAUGCGCCUUGGUUGUAUUGCUCGUGAUCGAGGACAGAUCCGUGAUGCUUCAAUUUGGUUCAAAGAGGCUUUAGAUGUAGACCCGGAUAAUCCAGAUGCUUGGAGUCUGAUCGGCUUAUUACAUUUAAAUAAAAAUGAAAUAGAACAAGCUCAAAAGAAAUUUGAUCGAAUAAUUAGACAGCCAGCUUAUCGAGCCGAUGCCUUCUCACGUAUAUGCUUGGGGAAUAUUUGGCUGACAACAUUGCAUCAUCCUAUUAAAGAUAAAGAUAAGCGUAAAAGGCAUCAGGAUCGUGCCCUAUCCUUCUACAAGGCUGUUUUAUGCGCUGAUCCUCGAAAUAUCUGGGCUGCUCAUGGUAUUGGUUGUGUUCUUGCCCACAAAGGCUUUGUCAAUGAAGCACGUGAUGUAUUUGCACAAGUUCGUGAGGCUACAGCUGAUUUCCCUGAUGUAUGGAUUAAUAUAGCGCAUAUAUAUGUGGAGCAGAAACAGUAUACAGCUGCUAUACAAAUGUAUGAAAAUUGUAUUAAGAAAUUCAAUCGACAGAAUAAUACUGAACUGUUACAAUAUCUGGCUAGAGCAUAUUUUAAAUCUGGUCAACUGAAAGAAUGUAAAACUAUGCUAUUAAGGGCUCGUUUUGUUAAACCAUGGGAUCCUUUGCUCACAUUCAAUUUAGCCUUUGUUCAGAAAAGAUUAGCAGUUUCAGUAUUACAAGAUGAAACGAGUAGUUUCUCAUCAGUCUGUGAAGCGAUAGCUGACUUAAAUAUGGCUAGAUGUACAUUUAAUCACUUAUCAAAAUUGACUGAAGUUUUAAAUCAAGCUAUGGCCACUGAAGAAGCACGUAUUUGUCAAGAUCUAUUAAGUCAAGCUAAAUAUCAUCUUGACAGAGCUAAAUCACGUGAAGAACAAGAACGUGUGGUUCGUAAACGUCAGGAAGAGGAACGUGAAGCACAACGUAAACGUCAAAUGGAAUUACAACAACAAGCUGAACAAAUGAGAAUUGAUCGUGAACGUCGAUUAGAAGAAGAACGUGGACGUUUCUUAGAAAAAGCUAAACAAAUAAUUAUUGAACCAGUCUCUGAGGAAAAGAAAUCACGUCGUUCUGGUGGUGGCAGUCGAAAACGUGAUGAUUUCAUUGCUUCUGGAGAUGAAGAUAGUAGUAGUGAUAGUUCCGAUGGACAUCCUGAUAAUAAUAAUAAUGAUGGUAAUGACAAUUCAGAGAAUGUUGAAGGUAGUCAAGUCAAACAGAAAAAAGCUCAUAAACGUCAUAGUCUCGAGUCAAAAGGUGGUGGUGGAUCAUCGCGUAAACGAUCACGACUGCUGAAUUCCCGUGAUGGUGGAUUAUCCGCUAAACAGAGAAUGAAAGUUGUCAGUAAGGCUAUUAUAUCAGAUUCCAGUGAUACUUCGAGUAGUGAUGAUGAUGAUGAAGAAGCACAUCAAGCGCGUGCUGCUGCUUUAGCUCGUAAAAUCCUGUCAUCUGAUGAAGGCGAAUCAGACAGUAAUGAUAAUAAUAAUAAUGCUGCUGAUGAUGAUGAUAAUGAAAAUCAGUCACCUAUCAGUGGACAAGAAUCUAUCGAUUCUUCACCUUCUGACUUAUCUGACAGUCCAAGACGUCAUAAGGAACAUCGAACAAAGCCUAGACGUGUUUAAAAUUACUCCAGACAUACACGCACACACAUACACGCUUAUUUAUUUAUGUACAUACAUACAUAUAUAUAUAUAUAUCAACUAAACUACGAGUUUAAUUACUGUGUUUCUUUACUGGUUGCUAAAUAUUAAAAUACAUUUUGAGUUGUGUUUUUCUUUUUUAUAAAUUUAAAUGUUAGUUUUCAUUAUUGAACA
This is a messenger RNA of Trichobilharzia szidati, 3547 nucleotides long. The record is from the annotation of a GenBank genome assembly. Lineage: Eukaryota; Metazoa; Platyhelminthes; Trematoda; Strigeidida; Schistosomatidae.